CUUUUUAUGAUCCGCAAGGACCUAUCCAAAGCUCAGCUCUUCAAUAGCCACUUGUCAGUUGCAGAUCCAUCAACAAUGUAUUCCCUCUGGUCACUCCUAUUCCUAAGUUGUAUCCUUCAGUUCACUUGGGGCUGGGGAGACCUCGGUCAUCGAACGGUAGCUUAUUUAGCAGAGAAGUUCCUAAACGAGCAGGGAGUUCAGCUAGUGGAAGAUCUUAUUAUCCCGAAUGAGGAUUUCGAUAUUUCAGAUGCGGCAGUCUGGGCUGAUAAAAGGAAAUUUCAGUAUCCAUUUACUAGACCAUGGCAUUACAUAGAUGCCAAUGAUAAUCCGCCCGAUUCAUGUCGUCUUUCCUAUAAAGCAGAUUGCAAAACGCAUGGAUGUGUUAUAUCCGCUUUUGAAAAUAUGACACAUCAAGUUCAGGACCUUAGUCUAGAGAAGACGCAGCAAGGUGACGCGUUGAAAUUCUUAAUGCAUUUCAUUGGUGAUCUGCACCAACCGCUACAUAUCGAGGCAACGCUUCGAGGAGGCAACGAUCUCCCCGUUUGCUUUGACAAUCACUGCCCCAAGAAGAAGAACCUUCACAGUGUGUGGGAUACGGAUAUCCCACAUAAGAUCAACGGUCUGAAGGACACACCGAAGCACAACGAUAAAAAAGAGCCUGCUAUGAAAUGGGCCGAAAAGUUAUUCCAGUCUCACGGAUUGAGGCCCCUUCAGGCAGAAUGCUCUGACAUAAAAAGACCAUUAAAAUGCCCUAUGAUAUGGGCAAUUGAGUCAAACAGACUAAACUGUGAUUUCGUUUUUAAAAAUGGCGUUGAAUGGCUCGAAAAUAAUGACCUGGGUGGAAAGUAUUACAACGAAGCUGCUCCUAUUGUGGAAGCACAAAUUCUCAAAGCAGGAAUUCGCCUGGCCGUGUGGUUAAAUGCUUUGGCAGCUGACAGAGCUUCAUCAGGGGAGCGUUGUAAUGGUCAAUAUGGAAAGGCCAUCUUUGCAAGUGCGACAAUCUAA
This is a messenger RNA of Penicillium samsonianum, 1005 nucleotides long. Its product is annotated as S1/P1 nuclease. Gene Ontology annotation, biological process: DNA catabolic process. Lineage: Eukaryota; Fungi; Ascomycota; Eurotiomycetes; Eurotiales; Aspergillaceae. The record is from RefSeq and is a predicted model, not a curated record. The transcript is spliced from 4 exons. The coding region runs from base 7 to 1005 and encodes 332 amino acids. Gene Ontology annotation, molecular function: endonuclease activity; nucleic acid binding.